AUGGCACCAGUUUCUGAUACAGAUAAAUACGAUGCUUCCCAAUUUCAAAAGUCCCACGUUGGCCGAACCAAGUCUGGAUCGUAUACUGUUAGUAAUCAAAACCUCAAAUUGGCAUUAUAUCCUGAAUACUUACCCACUUGGAACCCAAAUCAGAAGUUUCCCAAUUAUACAUUUGCCGAAUAUCACGACAAGGGGUUGUUGGCUGAUGGAGAAUUGAAGAAUUUGUUUCCAGAUGGUAUUGGUAGUGGCAGCCGUUACUCAGUUAAAAGAAUUACUCCCAAGUUGGGCUCUGAAAUUAAUGGUAUACAACUUUCACAGUUGAGUGAUAGUGCUAAAAAUGAUCUUGCACGCUUUGUUGCUGAAAGGGGUGUUGUUGUUUUCAAGAACCAAGAUUUCAACCAGAAAGGACCCCAAUUUGCUGUUGAUUUUGCUAAAUAUUUUGGUACAUUGUACAAACACGCAACAAGUGGUUCACCCGAAGGUUUCCCAGAAUUGCAUGUUUGUUUUAGGGGUGCUACUCAAGAUGAAAUCAAUUCUGUGUUUGCUAACAGAACCAACUCCAUUUCCUGGCACUCUGAUUGUUCCUAUGCGUUAAAUGCCUUGCAGCUCACAUUAUUUUCAUGUUUGCAGAUACCAGAAGCUGGUGGUGAUACUUUAUUUGCUAGUACUGUGGAGGCUUAUAAUAGAUUGAGUCCGGCUAUGAAGGAACGAUUAGAAGGGUUACAUGUGUUGCACUCCUCUAUAGAGCAAGCACGAAAUAACAAAGAGGUCGGUGGGAUAACUAGGAGAGAACCAGAGGCUAAUAUCCAUCCCCUUGUUAGAAUUAAUCCAUUGACGAAAGAGAAACAUUUGUACUUGAACAAAGAAUUUGGAAGAAGAAUAGUUGAGCUAAAGGAAGAUGAACUGGAUUAUUUAUUAUCGUUUUUAUUUGAUCUUGUUGAGACAUCACAGGAUUUGCAACUUCGUAUUCGUUGGGAAGAAAAUACGAUUGUUUUAUGGAAUAAUUCAACCACCGUUCAUUCUCCAUGUGUAGACUUUGAUGAACCAGUGAUACGUCAUGCGUACAGAAUCAGUGUGAUGGGAGAACGACCAGUUGAUGAUUUGAAGUAUUUGAAUGAUCCACAUUAUUUGAGUGAUAAAUAUAAACAACUUGGAAUCUGA
Candida tropicalis MYA-3404 is the source of this 1161-nucleotide messenger RNA. RefSeq lists its product as uncharacterized. NCBI's taxonomy places the organism in Eukaryota, Fungi, Ascomycota, Pichiomycetes, Serinales, Debaryomycetaceae. The coding region runs from base 1 to 1161 and encodes 386 amino acids. Gene Ontology annotation, biological process: sulfur compound catabolic process. The record is from RefSeq and is a predicted model, not a curated record. Gene Ontology annotation, molecular function: sulfonate dioxygenase activity. The transcript has a single exon. Gene Ontology annotation, cellular component: cytoplasm.